Molecule: messenger RNA, 1947 nt
Organism: Pelagomonas calceolata
Lineage: Eukaryota; Pelagophyceae; Pelagomonadales; Pelagomonadaceae
Source: the annotation of a GenBank genome assembly
AGAUUCUCGAGAUCGAGUCCUUCCGCGGCGCGGGGCGGUCUACGGGCGAGCCUCAGAGGACCACUGGUAGCCCCGCGGACGACGGAAGCCCAUUAAUUGAUUUAUAGGGGUCGUUAGGCUACGUGCGACGGCUGCCACCGCGUCGCUUCCAACGCUGCCAUCGCAGCCAUGCCGGCCGCACAGUAUCCGAUGCAUGUGCUGCCCGUCGCGCGUCUGCUACAACUCCAACGCUUGCCGACGCACGAGGAGAUCAAGGACGAGCUGGUUCUGCAGCGCGACGGCAUGGCGACGGUGUUUGUGUCGCAGACCUGGCUCAGUCGUUCGCACCCUGACACGGCAGACAAUGUAAAACUAACGCUACUCCAAAGCUUUCUGCGGGACGCGAGUGCAGGCAAAAAGGACGUCCGUCCGUCGCUCCUCUGCGAGAUAUUCUGGGGCGGACGCCUGAAAAUCAAGGCCCGAGCACUCCGCAAGAUACAAUACGUAUGGCUCGACGUGUUUUCCAUACCACAGGCGGACCGCGAACAACAGGGCGCGGCAAUCGCCUCGAUCCCAAAUUACGUCUCGAGCGCCGCGUUUUUUGUCUGCGUCGCCGGCGCGUGGCGUCACGAGAGCGGCGCACUCCGCGACGUGCGUGCCUGGUGCGCGCGAGGGUGGUGUCGGAUGGAGCUGUUGUGCAACCUGCUCUCGCCCGAGGCCAAGCCGCUUAUCGUGCUCCAGAGUCCGACGGACGUACGCAGUCAUGGGCCGGCCGGCCUCUUCGGCCGCAACUGGAUCAUAAGCCCCGUGGGCCGCGGCGAAUUUACAGUGGAGGCGGAUCGUGUUGCCCUCGGCCCCGUCAUUGAGCGAUUGAUCGACGAGCGGAUGGCGGCGAAGCGGGCGGAGGGCACCGAGGCCGCGCUGCGAUGGUAUCGCUUCCUCCACGCGCACAAGGCCUCGUUACUUCUCGGUACCGGUAUCAAGGUAACACCGUACGAUACACUUGAGGCCUGGAUGCGGCGGCUGGCCUUCGCCUCGGCCACGCAGCGCGACGGCCAGGGCUGGAGCCCGCUGUCAUAUGCCAUCCUCGAGGGGCGAGUUGAUCUGGUCACGGCGUUGCUCGACGCUGGGGCGAACGCGACGGGCGUGCUCAGGCGUGACGAGCCCGCAUUCCUCGUGACCAAGGGUAUGUCUGAUUUGCACCUCGCAGCGAUGCGGUGCGACGAAGAUGAGAGCGAGACGACACGCGUCGAGUCAAUAAUACAGGUACUCCUCGCGCGCGGCGCCGACGCCGGCCAGAGGGACACGAGUGGCAACUCGUGCCUCCACUUCGCUUGCACAUUGGGUCAUAUUUCGUGCAUCGAGGCAAUUCUCAAGCAUCUCCCUGCCCUCAAGGACGAGCCGAUGAGUUUCGGAGUGGCACCGUUCGGCUACCUCGCGCUGAACGGCCAUACAGCGGCGCUCGAGCGCUACAUGGACCGGUUCCCCGACGACUUCCGGGACGACAACACUGGUGCCCCCGCCGGCUGGGUCAACUACGCAUGCGAGCUGGUCGGUGAUUUGGACCUCAUUUCCAUGUUAAUCGCGCGUGGCCACGCCGUCGACUACUUUGACGUGUCCAGAGCCGUCCCGAAACUAAAAAAGAUCCUCUGGGUCAGCAAGCUCGUGAAUCGGCUCAUGAACCGGCCGCCCACGAUUCUGGACCACUACGCCGUGGGCUAUGCGACGCCGCUCCAUUUGGCGGCGUAUAACGGAAACAUCGGUGCGGUUGACCUGUUGCUGGGCGCGGGGGCAGACGUCGCCUCGACGCGGCAUCCGCUCAGGAUGACGCCGUUGGCCGCCGCGGCGGCAGCGGGGCACCGCGAGGUCUGCGCGCGCCUGUUGGCGGCCGGCGCGCCCGUCGACGCACGCGAUGGUCGCGGGCGCACGGCAUCCGCGUGGGCAGCGCGUCGCGGUCACACGGAACUC